AUGUCGUCCUUCACCCUGACGCCGAUCGUUCAACAGGCGGUCGAGCAUCGCCUUGAAGAGCUCGAACGCACCAAGAAGUCUUUCGAGCGACGAUACUUCUCUGAAGCGGCCGAAUCUGAUCCGCCAAGUGUCAUCGUACGCCUCGAUAAGCUACUGGACGAAGUAAAGAAUCUGGAGCCAAAGCUCGACGAAGAGGACGACGAAUGGUUGACGGAGACCAUCCAGCGAUGCAUCGAACAAGCCAAGGAUGACGGUGCGAUAUCCGAGAAGAAGUUGUCGAGGCUAGAGAAGAGCCUCCGCGAUAAACUGAGCAGGUUUCGCAACCGCAUGGAGGUGUCAUGUCUACACGCUCAGCUCAUCAAGGAGGCUACAAACGCGGCUAAGAUCGAAACGGUGGCUACUAAGCUUGACGCUGUAGCACUGGACGACGACGACGACUUCGAAGUAGUCGACAACGAAGGCGAAGAGGCCCUCGAGAAGUUUCAGGAAGCCUGUUCCCAGGCUACAAACGUGGACAACCGAUCGAUUGAGACCUAUCUCUCGAGCUUGUUCACGUCCGAAGACGAACACCUACAAUCGAUCCGAGACGGGAUGCAAGCAUACGGAGAUGAUCUGAGUAGCGGAGAAAUCGAGGUAGACGAGGAGUGCUUGACGUGGAUAAUGACGGACUUGAUGAAGUCGGAACGGAUCAGCCCGGAGCGAAAGGCUACCCUCGCAGGGUAUCUGCAGUCACCCGAUGCAUUACGAGAGCUUGUCGCAACCUUAAACAUGAUGAGCUAUCGCGACUGGAAUUACAGAAACGCUGAGGCGGGCUUGCCAGUCGAAGUGCGCAAAACGAAGAGCGGCCAGCAUUACGUUCACGUCGAGGUAGACAUUAUCGACAUGUUGUUCCUGCAUUGCUGUGCGAUUGGGUGGGCCGUGAAGUUGAACGAGUGUCUGAAAGACUUCGUUCACGAGUCGGGUCUGUUUCGCUGUGCUCCGUUGGCAGAAGCGGAGCUCGACAAACGUGCUUUCUUCUUCGACACACCUCGUCUUGCAUGUGAGGGUUAUCUGUCGCCACCACCGCCACCCUUACCUUACGUGUUCCAAUCAAUACCUCCUCCUCCCCCUGGUCUACCUCUGUACAACAGCAGAAAGGGUAGUCGGAAGAAGAAGAGGAGUGAUGAGAAGAUGUAUCCCAUAAUGCACCCGGCACCUCCACAGCCACCGCCAGCUGCGCCUAUGGAUGUAGAAAGUCUUCGAAGGGAUACCUACAAACGACACUUCUUCAUGUCGCGUCUCCCUCACAAAGACGGCGAAGUACCCCAGAUUGUUUCGUCCGAAGACGUCCAAGCAAGAUUGAUCAAGACCCUCGCUGUGGAAUGCAAACUUCGAAAGGCGUUUGAUGGCAAGGUGUGCGCUACAACUUUGGAGUUCGACUCAAUUGCCUCCACAAUUCCCCAUCAAACCAUCAUCACCACAUUGAGGUUUCUUGGUGUCCCGGAAGUCUUCCUCGAAUUCUUUACUCGUGCUCUGGAGCCCAAGCUGGGCAUCCGAGGUUUAGCCAGUGAGUCGGAUAAACUCCUAACGCCUGCUAGUGGAGUAGCGGUUGCUCAUGGCCUGGAGAUGUUGUUCAGCGAAGCUGUGCUGUUGUUCCUCGACCUUGCCACGCACAAAGCGACGAAGUCGUACAUGUACCGUCUGUAUGACCGCUGCUACUUUGUUGGUACUGCGGUCCAGGUCACGAGUGCCAAGCAAGAAGCUGCUCGUUUCUCUGAUAUCAUGGGGCUGAAGCUGCGCAAUACCUCAUCCAUUGGCGGGCUCUCCAUCGGACUUUUGACCAUGGGCUCGCAGGAAUCCUCGUCUUUCGAUAAGAGCGAGGAACUAAGCGUAGAUGAGAUCAAAGUCGCCCUAUACGCCACCCACGUAAAAGCUAGGCUCAAGGCAUGCUCGACCGUACUGGAGUGGAUUCGCGAAUGGAAUGACACUGUCGGUACCUACGCAGCACCGCUCUUCGGGCCUCUUGCCAAUGUGUUUGACGCAGCACAUCGCGAUGCCGUCAAGUCCGCUUACAGACGUAUCCACUCUAUCGUACUUGGUGGUAGCGACUUGACCACAUACGUUGCGAAGAUGCUCAACCCCCAUCUUAGAGGUGGUCUGGAGCGUAUGUCUUUUGAUCUUGAGCCCAUCAUCUACCUCCCGCAAUCUUAUGGUGGCCUCGGUGUAAAGACUCCGUUUGUCGCUUUAGCAUCCGCCGCCAAGAUUAGUGAAUCUGGUUCCGGAAGGAUCGAAAGAUAUCUCGGCGAAGAGGCUGCCUACUACGAAAAAGCCGCAGACCGAUACACUCUGGCGUCAGGCCAGCGUCAGCAAAGGCUCGAAACAAUUUUCAACAAUGACCUAUCAAGGAUGAUCUCAGCGCUUGGUUCUGAAACCACAUCCAGCGUAUGUCUCGACGCCCUUCCGUUCAUGACGGAAGCUGAGAUGACGGAACAUCGCGAACGUACUUCAUACCCACUGCUCACCAGUUACUUCUGGAAGCUCGGUCCAGUGACAGUGCCUGAUCUUCUCAGCCUCUAUCAUGAUCUACUUGGCGAGGACACUGAUCGCAUUGAAGAAAGCCAAAGGACCAAGCGAGAGGUACAACGUCUUUCCCGAACGAGGGAUCUGAAAGACUGGUACAGACUCUAUAGCGAAGAGUGCUUUGAAAGGUACGGCGGCCUUGAAAUCUGGUGGGCUGAGGGCAUACCCGUGGAAGUCUACAACAGCCUCAGGGGUCACAUGUCGGAUGACGACGACGACGACGACGACGACGAUUGUAGUUCAAUGGUCGAAAUAGUUUAG
Molecule: messenger RNA, 2820 nt
Organism: Alternaria conjuncta
Lineage: Eukaryota; Fungi; Ascomycota; Dothideomycetes; Pleosporales; Pleosporaceae
Exons: 2
Coding region: 1-2820 (939 amino acids)
Source: RefSeq, a predicted model, not a curated record